Molecule: messenger RNA, 594 nt
Organism: Penicillium cataractarum
Lineage: Eukaryota; Fungi; Ascomycota; Eurotiomycetes; Eurotiales; Aspergillaceae
Exons: 2
Coding region: 1-594 (197 amino acids)
Molecular function (GO): metallopeptidase activity
Source: RefSeq, a predicted model, not a curated record
AUGAACACCCUUAUCAACUCCAUGCCAUCCCAGAACGGUCGCCCAAAGACAGAGCUGUACAUUUCUUGCAAUGAUGCUGGAGUCGCUCAGUACAAGUGCGAUAAUGAUAUCGCAUUUGAGGUUGAUUUGCCCAAUGACGCCGGAUCCUUCAUCAACUUCUGCCCUCCCUUCUGGAAGCAACCCCGGUUUGAUGUGUGGAAGAAGGCUGCAGCAAGCGAAAAACACUCAAACAAUGGUGGCCCAGCGGAUGUUAGCGAGUCUGACUGGGAGACUGUACGCAACCUGGAGCGGUAUGGAUUUGGUACUGAUGCAAGCACUAUAUUCCACGAGCUGACCCACGCGAAUUGGAUUGGUAACACCAACCCUCUCGUCAACGGAAAGCCUACGCCUGACGAUAACACCGGCUUUUAUAUCAAUUCCCAAAUGUCUAAAAAGUGCCUUUCAAACAGCGCCAAUUGCAAGGACCUAAUUAAAAACGCCGAGUCGUUCACUUGGUAUGCCCAAUACGGCUAUUUCCGCCGCCGUGUGACUCCACGAGCUGAGAUCUGGCCGCUUUGGGGACCUCAGCAAAAGCCUAUUGUCUUGCCUGUGUAG